This is a messenger RNA of Haemonchus placei, 1299 nucleotides long. The record is from the annotation of a GenBank genome assembly. Lineage: Eukaryota; Metazoa; Nematoda; Chromadorea; Rhabditida; Trichostrongylidae.
AUGGCUGAUGCCAAAAAGCCAAUUCUAUUCUGGACGUUGCAAGAACCAGAUGAUCCAGCGUGCGACCCAAGUAAUCCAAAGGAACUUACUUAUCAACAAAUCUCUAUCGCUCAUCAUAAACUCAAGAUAAGUCCCAUGUUGGUAGUCAUAUAUCAGCAAGUGAACGAAUUCUUUCAAGGAGGUGUGAUACGUACGGACUGCCGAUAUUCUCGCCACCUUUCGAAAAUGACUGGUUGUGAAGUUUACUUGAAAAUGGAAACACUUACCCAUUUUGACGCUUCUGCAUUUGGAGUGAAAAUCAGAUGGGUCUUCGCAGCAUCGGCAGGCAACCAUGCUCAAGCAAUAGCGAUUCAUGGGAAACGACUCGGCAUCAAGGCUAACGUUGUGAUGCCUCGACAUGCACCACUUAUGAAAAUCUCAAAAUGCAAAGAACUCGGCGCAAAUGUCAUCAUUGAGGGAAAAGACAUUUCUGUGUCUAAACAACUGGCUUUGAAGCUUGCUAGGGAAAGUGGAGGAAAAUACAUUAAUGGAUAUGACAUGAUAGAAGUACUAGCUGGAGCUGGCACAGUUGCUGUCGAGAUUUUUGACCAGGUUGGCGAUGUCGAUGCGAUACUGGCUCCUGUAGGUGGAGGUGGAUUGUUGGCUGGCUGUUGUGUAGCCGCUAAAGCACUGUCUCCGAACACCAAAGUGAUUGGGCUGGUACCCGAAACUGUUCCAUCUUUUAUUAAAGCACUUGAAGCUGGUAAGCCUGUUUACACAGGGAGCAAUCCGACACUAGCCGACGGUUUGGCUGUACCUGUUGUUGGCUACAAUUCAUUCCAUACUGUGAAAAAUAUAGUCCACAAGGUGAUUCCCGUGAAGGAGACCGACAUCGCUGUUGGGAUACUACGGCUACUCGAAACAGAAAAGGCACUCAAUGAUCAGGUUGUUGCCGAGGGUGCUGGUGCUAUUGGUCCUGCUGCAUUACUUGCUGGAAGCCUUCCAGAAUUAGCUGGAAAAAAGAUUGUUUGUAUUGUAAGCGGUGGAAAUAUUGACUCGACAAUGGUUGGCAGAUGUAUCGAGAAAGGUUUAGCCGUUGAUCAUCGUCUAGUCCGUUUCGAAGUGCUUAUCUCGGAUAGGCCGGGUGGUGUGGCCGAGAUGAGUUCGAUUAUAGCUGGUUGCGGGGCCAGUAUCAAGGAUAUGGCUAUGGAACGAGCAUUCCACCGAAGUGAUGCGUUUACUGUAGCCGUCAGAGUAGUUGCGGAAACUCGCGACAGAGAACAUGCUCACGAGCUCCAUGACAAGUUGAAAAAGAGGUGA